AUGGCUCUUUCUUGUCGUGUCACAUGUUAUCAAAUCGAUCUCCGUUAUACUGGAGGUGCCCAUAUGCUUUUAAUGCUGUCACUAAAGUUUGGCAUUAUACCACUUGUGGCGCCAAUUGGUGUUCGAGAUUUUGACAUUGAUGGGGAACUUUGGGUCAAAUUGAGAUUGAUUCCAACAAAGCCUUUUGUAGGAGCUGUUUCAUGGGCUUUUGUUGCACUUCCAAAAAUCAAAUUCAUGUUGUCACCAUUCCGCUUGUUCAAUUUAAUGGGUGGAUUUGUCAACAUUAGGGAGGCUGUUGGCAAGGUUGAAGGUGAUUUUUAUGCACGGUGGAGGUCCAACGAGCAAUUCCCAUUCUAGCAAAAGCAUAUGGUGACAGCAUGCACAAAAUUCUGCAUGUUGGCCCUGAUACUUGUUCAGUGGUUUCUAAAUUGCUAAAGGAGAAAGAAACUGAAGCCUCGGGUGUGGAACCAUAUGACAUAGAGGAUGCUGAUAGAAACUGCAAAGCUCUUGUGAAGAAAGGCAUUAUGCCUAUUGCCGACAUCAAGUUUCCAC
Molecule: messenger RNA, 552 nt
Organism: Ziziphus jujuba (common jujube)
Lineage: Eukaryota; Viridiplantae; Streptophyta; Magnoliopsida; Rosales; Rhamnaceae
Exons: 4
Coding region: 1-357 (118 amino acids)
Source: RefSeq, a predicted model, not a curated record